ACCAUAGAUACUGUAAAAGUCUAUAGCUAGCUGGUCUACCAUACAUCAUAAUCAACAUAAUUAUACCUUAUAAAAUGGAAGUGGUAAGUGCAAAUGCCAUAGCUAUAAUUAUAUAAUUAUAUAGUCAUGUUAAAUUCAUAAUGCAUGAUUGUUGUUUCUUCCCACAUGUACAUCUGCAAUGGUAUAUGUUUCAGGGAACACCAUAUGGAGGAUCUAAACAGAUUCCUGAGAGCAGAGGCCUCUUUGUCAUCAUCCUUCUUGCCGACAUGCUCAACACAAUCAUUCGAGAGAUCAUCAUCGUUUCCAAUAGUGAUCAAGAAACAAGUGCUCUCGUAGCAGUGAUUAUGUUUGGACUCGUCGCUGUACUUUUCUUUGGCACACUCGCUUGUGGUCACUUCAUCUACUUGUGUGUAUACAAGCAUCAUUAUUCGAGCUUUAUAGUCUCAGCUAUUCAAACUCUUGGAGCAUUGCUUUAUUUUUACGGCGACAACAUUACAUACAUUCUUGGACAGUACGGGCCGGAACUUGGUUGUAACGAAGACUGUGUUACUAGCAACCGCAUUGCUGCUUCGUUUUCCCUCGGAAUGGCUCUAAUCAUCUUCCAACUUGUACCUUCUUUGAUACACAAGCUUAUAAAAAUAACGAAAGGAAAAUCACAGAAGGACUCUUAUCCAAAUUGGUUAGCUGCUAUUGACAUGGUUACGGUGUUGGUGAAAAUGGACACACUCUUCUCUGCUGUUGUAGUGAUGGUCGAGUCACCUGAAUUUUGUAGCAGGUCCGACAUUGCUACAAGUGUAUCUUUCAUUAUUGCCUGCAUGUUCAUUGGCAUCGUUGCCGAAAUAAUCUACUGGCUGUAUGCGUUGUAUUCCAACAAGGACAAAGACAGAAUGUUUACUGGCUUGGUUACAGCUGGUCUGGUUGUCAUGAUAAUCAGUUUCCCAAUGUACAUAUUAGCAGACAACCAUCAACCGCUAGAUUGUGCUUUUGGCUGCGACUCCUUUGCUGCUAAUAGGACAAUCAACACCAUGAAUUGCAACAGGGCAGCCAAUGCUAGUACAAGGAUUGGAUUCACCACAAUCACAUUUACUCUGAUCGCUAUCGUCUCUCCUAUUUACUUUAUCUGCCAAAAACGCAACUCUAAGGCUGUGAAGGCUACCACCAAAGAUAUUAAAAUGCUUGAAGUUAUAGCUUGAGCAAUGAAAUGAAUGAAUACCGUAGGUAUAGAUAGAUGUAUUAUAUCCACAUAAAGAUCUGGUCUAUUGUUCCAAAAUUUAUCUAUAGUAUUGUGGUUUAUGUAAACUGUUACACUUAUAUCUCAAGUGGGUUUUCUCAAGUGGGUUUUUUGGAAUUUACUAUUUGCCCCAAACUUCCAAGUGAGCUGCAAGGGCAGUACAUACAUGUAAUCAUGCAUGUUAACAUACAUGUAUCAAAAUGGCAAUAAUGAUGAUGCUGCUGUAUGUAUCUGGUACACACUGCAUGUAUUUGCACGUAUUGGGUGUUGAACACAUGUUAGCUCUAGGAAUUACAAAAAUGCAUACAAUUAGAUGAAAUGGGAUGGUACAACUUAGAAUGCACAUGCUACAAGAACACCAUGAUCGAGGUACGAGCCCUUUUACAUACUGCAUAAUUUGGUACACUUCAUGUAAAUAAACAUACAAGUCAUAAAGUGAGAAAUUAUCUUAAAAAUGAACACAAUUAUACAUAAUAAGACGUACACUGUCAGCAGUUCGGACAUUAAAUGCAUCAUCUUCUCCAUCUGCGUGUGUACAAAAUUGAUAGAGAUGAGGAGAAAGUCAGGUUUUGUCAUUAAUUACAUGAAGUGCAGAGUAGGGCUUGCCUAAAAUGUCGGGCGUCGCCGCCCUCGAUCAUUGCACGGAAGGAGGUUAGGAAUCAGGCCACCCAUAGUUUUGUUUUGGCCUGUUGCGCAAUAGUACCAUGAAAUCAUUCAUUCUAAGUGGGUGCUAUAGCCAAUAGCAAUGAAUAUCAUUUAUUAAAGCGGGUGGUUGACCACGUCUCUAGCAUGUGCAAAAUUCACACGUGGUAAAGUUGAGUAGGUGUGAUCAAUCCACUUGAGACACUGCAAUCUGAUUGGAGCUGGUGGAAUUCCACAGAACAACACUUUCGAUAGGUUUGAUUCCCUAUAAUGUCCUUCCGUGCAACGGUCGAGGGCGGCGAUGCCCGACUAGGUAAUACCUACAUGUACACUGUCAAUCAUCAGUAAGAAUUAAGUGCAUAAUUAAAGUAUCUAUUUUUGUGUGUACAUGAUCUGCGAUACACUCAGAACACUCUUCAUACAAGUACUGUACAUGUAUUGGUACACAAUUUAACUUUUACGAAGCCAAUGAAUUUAGAACCUGAAAGUUUAUAUACGUUUGAUGCUUGUAAAACUUUGCAGUAAUUAAUACGUAGUUAUUGCACAAUCGUAAAUGUAAACAGGUACUCACAAUUUGAGUACUUUGUCACGUCCUCCGCUGGCCACUUUCUCACCGUCAGGACUCCAAUCUACAGAAAACACCUCGUCUGCGUGACCGGGCAGAUCCAUUAGUAAUUUCCUCUCUCGAAUAUUCCACACCUAGACAAUGUACAAUAAUUACGUUUACAUCAUCAUUAUGAAUUAAUACGUAUACAGUUGCACUGUGUACAUCUAAACCAAGAAAUUAUCUUAUGCAGAUCGAGCAUAUAAAAAUUGGAUUUAAACAAGUAACAAAGUACUGGUCCUGGCAUAACUAGAACCUGGAAUCCAAGGCACUCCCAAAUAAUCACUAUGAGUACACCAGCUUCCUACAAUGUAUUUAGGAGCUAGUAUAUACAUGUAACGUGACUGUAAGGUGUAUGCAUACAGACUGAGUAGAUUACCUUUAGUGUACUGUCAGAGCUGCCACUGCACAGAAGUCGACUGUCUGCUGACCAAGCAAUCUGCAGCAGAGAUAACUGCCAUGACACCAGCAAUUUACACACACAUGGACUGACCUACUGACCUGAUACACUGCACUGACAUGACCUCUUAGACUAGACAAAAACCUGCAAUGCAAUACAAAGUGAAAAAUGUGGAGCAAGAAUUGUAAGCUAGGUUGAUUGAUAACACAGCUAUAGUCACUCUGUGUUCAUAAAUUCAUUUGUGUGGUCACUAAAACUGUUUCAGUAUUUUUUAAAGCCUACUAGGAUUGGCACUACUUCGAUGUGUAGCUUAAUUGCCUUUUCACUUGAUGUGUAGCUUAAUUGCCUUUUCACAUACUUCCCCAUGUAAUUGUAUCUCAGACUGAAAGGCUAUAAUAUUAUUUGUACAAUGGUCACACCACACCUAUAAACAGGCCAUAUAUCAAAGCUAGGUCACCAUCGCAGUAUUAUUCAUGUCAUAACCACAUUAAACAGCUAUAGAAUUCCGUAACCACGGCAUUCUCACUGGAAUAUAUGACUUUACACUAAUGACACCACAGACAGCCCAUAGAUAUAAUUAUAGUCCAAGGUUCAGAGCAGUAGAAUAUGAAUCUAGUACUGACUUUUUUUGACUACUACAGUUCUUGUGUAACUGCUGCCAGCAAAAGACAUGGAGCCAAGCUACAUUCUUCUUACACUGGAACUAUUGGAUGUCUUACCACUGGCUACUUUGUAUGCAGCUUUUGGCAUGGUUCUAUAUCUUAGUAUUGCCUUCAUAUAUCCUAUCUACAUUACAUACCGUGUAACCUGUGGUCAAAGGAGACACAAAGCUCCAAAGGAGAAGAAUAAGGAAAAGCCUAACACAAAGGUGAGAAGGAUCAACCAGUGGAUAGCAGAGAAAGUGAACACAAUAGUAUUCACUCUGUAUGGAGAAUCAGACAAAAACAUAACAGCUUUUCUCAAGAAAGAGAGUCAAUAUGGAGUCAAAGAGAUGGACGAUAAUUGGAGACAAACUCAACUAUCGUGGCUUGCUCUAAUGUUGAGGCUGAACGCAUUCACACUGCUAAUGAGCUCUUUACUAGCUCUAUGGGAGAGGUUUCUUAUUGAGAGGACAAUCGAAUGUGACGACAAGAAAAUAUGCUUUAUAGGAACCACAGAUGCUACGAGGGGUUGGCAGAGAACACCUAUCACUAGUUGUGAUAAUGUGACUGAAACCGAUCGAAUUAUCUGCUUUGAAUUUGUGUACAGCGUGGGGGAUGCUGUUGGCUUGGCAGGAGGUACUCUAACGUACGGCAUCUACACGAUGAAGUUUGGUGGUAUGAUUAUACUAGCCUGCUAUAAAGUGCUCAAAAGAUGCUGUAAUCAAAGAGCCUAUCGACUGAUAGCCAUCAUUAUCCAGCAAUCUCCUGUUAUCAUUUUGCUGGUAGCUGCAGCCCUUUCAAUGGCUUUUGUAAGGUACAGAGAUUUUGCCGUCUAUGGAACUUUUAUAGAGGCGUUUGGGAUUGCAUCAAUUUUCGUACUAGUCGUUGCUACCCCGUGGAGUGUGCUGGUUAAUGAUGAAGAUGAAAAAAAGCCCGACGUAGAAGGCACAAAAGAGAAAGAAGGUGAUGACUCGAAACAAGAGCACAAUCAAGACAGCCAAAUAGAAAAACAUCGAUCGUAUGAAGACUUAGUGGUGAAAGUCGUUGAGUUAAACCUUUCAGAUUCGGAGACAGAGAACAAGAAUGACACCACUUCCGAGACUCCAGUGUAAUUUAUAUAAUCUAUGAGACCGUUUUUGUAGCAUUAUAACCAUGCAUGUGAUAAUUAAGAUAACUAGAA
Molecule: messenger RNA, 4698 nt
Organism: Halichondria panicea
Lineage: Eukaryota; Metazoa; Porifera; Demospongiae; Suberitida; Halichondriidae
Exons: 2
Coding region: 141-1193 (350 amino acids)
Source: RefSeq, a predicted model, not a curated record